UUAGUCACGGAUACCUCCGGCAUUGUGAUGAAGAGGUGUGUGCAGAACAUCAGCGUAUGUUUUCAUUGGAACGCUGGAGGUGGGCGCGGCAAAGGCAUUUAUAGCUGUAGCAACUCACACCAAGCGUGCGUCUACUGUCUCGACGAAGUUCAAGAUUUCAGCAUGCGACAAGUGGACUUGGAAAUUGGCGAAAAUCUGGAGCGCCACCGGACGGCGGGCUUCAGCCACGCCAAAGCUCUGGUGGUCCGAAGAGGGGCGCCGUUCAGAGUCAGCCUGCCCAUGAAGGCUCGCCCUUUUGACGCCCGCACCUACACCCUCAGGGUCAAAGUCAUGCUCGGCCCCCUGUACGUGACCAUGCCCGUGACUUUCUCGAAAAAGCCUCCUUCAUCUCGCUGGGGGGCCUUCAUGGACCCCAAGUGCCUGGACGUGAGCAAGCCCUCCGUGUUCAUCUGCGCCCCCGCCUCGGCCUCGGUGGGCCGCUACACCUUCAAGCUGUUGGCGUUGGCUCAAGACCACAAGUUUAUCUUUUCGGGCAAAUUCAUCCUGCUCUGCAACUCCUGGUGUCGUGCUGAUAGCGUCUUCAUUCCCUUCGAGGACCAGAGGGAGGAAUACAUCCAGAAUGACUCGAGUUUGCUCUUCAUGGGGACGGCUACGAAUGUCGUGUGCAGACCGUGGUCCAUGGACCAGUUUGAGCCAGAUGUUCUGGAAGCGUGUCUCAACAUGCUCAAUGUCAGCCCUCAGCACCAACACAAUAAGAAGUUGGACUACCUGUACCGCAACAACCCGGUCUACAUCAGCCGGGUAGUUUCAGCCAUGAUCAACUGCGAGGACGACCGCGGCGUGCUGAAGGGCAACUGGUCGGGCGACUUCAGCGGCGGAGUCCACGCGUCCACGUGGACCGGCAGCGGAGACAUCCUGAGGAGCUGGGCUCAGUCCGGCUACCGUCCGGUCAAGUACGGCCAGUGCUGGGUGUACGCCGCCGUCAUGUGCACAGUCAUGCGGGUCCUCGGCAUUCCUUGCCGCGUCAUCACCAACUUCAACUCGGCUCACGACACCAACGGCAAUCUGGUCAUCGAGGAAUUCUACAGCGAGACGGGAAAGAAGUUGAAGAGCACCAAAGACUCCAUAUGGAACUUCCACGCGUGGGUGGAGUGUUGGAUGACUCGCCGGGAUUUGGGUGCGGACAUGGACGGCUGGCAGGUUCUGGAUCCCACCCCGCAGGAGAGGAGCAGAGGUGUAUACUGCUGCGGGCCGGCUCCCGUCAAGGCCAUCAAGGAGUGCCGCGUCAACCUCCUCUACGACAUCCCCUUUGUGUACGCCGAGGUGAACGCCGACGUCCACACGUCGGUGGUGAGCCAGGGCCGCGUGGUGAGCCGCGCCGUGGACACGGAGAGAGUGGGGCCGCUCAUCUGCACCAAAGCUGCGGGAUGCCCCAGGAUGCACAACGUCACCGGCGACUAUAAAAACAUCAAAAGCCCCUUUUCAACACUCUCAUCAAGCUCAGAGAGCUCGACGCUAAGGCGAGGCACGGACAAAAUGGCUGCCGUCCUGACGCUGGAUAAAACUCCCGUGGCCGGCGCGGUCAUCCGCUUCACCUUGAAAGUCAUCAACAGGCAGCGCGUGGCCAAGAUGUUGAAGGUCCACCUCAACGCGCAGACCAAAGAGUACAACAGCAGCCCCGCGGACACUUUCUGGGAAGACCACAGCCUCGUACGACUCGGCCCCUUGGAAGCGAAGCUUAUGAAGCUGCAGAUCCUUCCGGGCCAGUACGAGGACGUGGUGGGGGACGACCUGGUGAACCUGGCGGCGGUGCUGGAGGACGUGGCCACUCACGAGCGCGUGCUGGCCGUCGAGGAGUUCAGCGUGGCCACCCCAGAGCUCCUCAUAAAGAUCGAAGAGGAGGAUAACGUGACACUGAACCAGGAGCAGAGCGCCAUCGUGACCUUCACUAACCCGUUCUCGCAACCCGUAAGCGGCGUGCUGAACGUGUCCGGCGCCGGCCUCCUCCGAGGCCACGCCAACUUCAAGAUGUUCCCGCUGCAUCCAGGAGGAAGCGGAGAGCAACGCAUCACCUUCGUCCCCAGCAUGACGGGAACGAAGAUGCUUCAGGCCUCGCUGAGCCUCUCAAACCGGUCCAGUGUCAGAGGAUUCAAGAUGGUCUCCGUCCGCCGUCUUUAAAAAGUUUUUUUUUUUUUAGAUUAAAUAUUUCAGUUCAGUGUAUGGAAUGCUAAAUGACUAAGCGAUGGAAGGUUAUUAAUAAAAUUCAAUCAUUUGAACCUCGUUCAUGGAUUUGAUGUUUUCUAUUUUUAUUUUAUUGUCUAAUUAACGUAUUUGUAAAUGUAUAUUCCGUUUUUGUUUCAGUAGUCCUUUCAAAUGUAUAUUUCACUUAAUAAUUCUAUAACGUAUAUAGAAAUAUAAAUGCUAUUUGUGUA
Messenger RNA from Phyllopteryx taeniolatus (common seadragon), 2432 nucleotides. RefSeq names its product transglutaminase 5, like (gene tgm5l). The transcript has 14 exons. The record is from RefSeq and is a predicted model, not a curated record. NCBI's taxonomy places the organism in Eukaryota, Metazoa, Chordata, Actinopteri, Syngnathiformes, Syngnathidae. Gene Ontology annotation, molecular function: protein-glutamine gamma-glutamyltransferase activity. Bases 28 to 2178 code for a protein of 716 amino acids. Gene Ontology annotation, biological process: peptide cross-linking.